AUGUUGACUACAUACGAGCUAGUUAGGGACCUCUGUAGCAAGCGCCACGUUAAGAGGGCGCCGCCGUCGGUGUACGUUAUCUCAAACUACAACAGUCGAGAAGACGUGCUCUUCGCCCGUGGUGUACUGCAGCGUGUUGGAUGUGAAAGACCGUGCCAACAUCCAGCAGAACUGGUAGAAGAUACCUUUCUGUCAGGGCCCAGACGUGAGGAUGCGAUCCUUCGACCUACCGAAUCUCCUGUCUUGCACCUGAUAACAGAUGCCAGAGAUACUCCUCCACUUGCAUCGUCUGACAGGAAGGCGAAGACGUCGGAGAGGCCUGCGGCAACUGACGAGCGGUCGACUCCAUGGUGGCGGAGAGCCUGGAGUGAGCGGAAGGUGCUUUUUCGUGAUCGGGCUGCCAACGAUGGUCAAAGUCCAGAACUGAAUGAUAAUAGACGACUUUUUCUAGAAGGACGAGGACGCGGAAGCAACCGCAUCCGGACUGCGAAGUAUUCAGUGUGGUCGUUUCUACCUCUUGUUCUCCUGUACCAGGUUGAGAGGUUCAGUAACUGCUACUUUCUCCUCUGCGCUUUUCUCCAAGUGGUCUCAGAGAUCUCCCCUACUGGAGGCGUGCCCGUCAAACUCAUAUCUAUUGGCAUGAUUUUUGGUAUAUCUAUUAUCAAAGAGCUUUUCGAAGAUCUUGGGAGGCACCGGUCGGAUGACCAAGAAAACAGCUACGUCGUGACUGCUUUUGACGGUGGAAAACUGGUCCAAAAAAAGUGGAAGGACAUCGUCGUCGGAGAUGUAGUCAAGGUGCGUGCGGGCGAAUAUUUCCCUGCGGAUCUCGUUCUUCUCCAUUGUUCCAACGAAUUCGGAAUAUGUAAUGUGGAGACCAAACAUGUAGAUGGCGAGUCGAAUGUCAAGUCUAAGUUUGCUCUUCCGCAGCUGGCGGACUAUUUCCGAAAUGAGGAACUUGCCGCUACAACGAAAGUGGAGGUGAUCUGUGAACCUCCUAGCGACGAUCUCGCGAGAUUUUCAGCCAAAGUUCUCCUUCCCCCCUUGUAUGUAGCCGGUGCCCAAGUUCCCCCGCCUGAACACCCGAGAGAAGAAGUGUCUCUUACGUUCAAACAACUGCUCCUUCGCGGGACUUCAGUAGUUGAAACUGCCUGGGCCUACGGGCUUGUUGUCUACGCCGGUCAUCACACCCGGCUGAUGAAGAACGGAAAUGUGGAGGCAAGGCAAAAAUGGUCGCGUCUGGAGCGAAUAUACAACAACCACGUGGUCCUUCUGGUUGCAGUUCAGCUCCUCGCCGUCGCCGUGCACUGCUUCACCGGGCUGCGCUGGCUGAACGAGACUGGGGACAAGUCGUGGUAUCUGCUGUUUGACAAAACGAAAGGAUUGGCGUACUACUUCGCCAUCGACUUCGGCACCACAUUUCUGAACAUGUCAGGCUUUGUCCCCAUGGACCUUUACAUGCUUUGGGAGCUCUCUAGAAUGGCUCAUGGCAUCUUCAUUUACUUCGACGACUCCUUGAUUGCUUAUGACUCAGGCGCUCGAGCGUCAAGUCAUGCUAGUCAUCUUGUCGAAGAGAUGGGAGGCGUGACUCAUGUUUACUCUGACAAGACGGGCACGUUGACAAAGAAUGUCAUGCAACUGCAAUGUAUUGGCCUUGGAAUGGACUACGAUUUCGGUCUCCAGCAAUGGUGUGAGGCCAAGGCUCGAUCUGUCACCAGGGACAAGCACCAUCGCACAUCUCUUGAGCAGCUCCGGGUGUCGACCAGUCGCCGUACGUCAACCCUCCUGUCGUCGGAUGAGGGUCGAAAGGUGACCGCCUCUCGGCGCGUGUUCCUUCGAACAGAGGCUGGUCCGUGUGUAUCUCUUGAUCGGGACAUGAUCGCCACUGUAGUGGAAGCGUCGCCGCCGAAGUUUCGCGAGACGUUCGAGCAUUUUUUCCUGGUUCUUGCUCUAUGCCACACCGUCCUUGUGCGCCGUCAAGAUGCAGGGAAUGCGGAACAAGGAAAUGAACCAGCCCCACUAAGCUCCCAGGAAACUCCGGGAACCCUCCUGAGCAGGCUUCGUCUGCCCUUCCGGCAGAAAGUCCACCAAUCACGACGUCCAACGGAAUGCACUGACUUACUCGUGAACUGUAUAGCACAGAGCGAUAAUGUUUCUGAUCGUGCUGCAGAUAGUCCCGCGGGCGGUAGCGGCUACACGGUUCCUCCUUGUUCAGCGCACACACCUCAAAAUGGCAUGCCUGCUUCAAGCGUCAAAGAUAAGGCGGCUGAGACCAAGAAGGUGGAAUGGACGGAUGAUGGCUGCGACCUGAGGCUGACCAGCCUCCAAGCGGAGAGGCCAACUUAUGAUGCAUCAUCCCCAGAUGAGCUGGCGCUUGUGAGUACGGCUCAAUACCUCGGGCUUGAAUUUGCAGCACGGCGAAAUCUCUUCGAGGUAGAACUGCAUAUUACCUCGUCUAUUGCGGCAGAUACCCUAUUACCCCCUAAGCAGGCCAGGGAGGCCCGCGAAUGGAUGAGCGGCCGAAGGAAACCAGGGAGACACGGCAAGGAAUGCACUCCGGACGAGAGAGAGGAAGGAGACUCUACAGCUGUGGUGCCCGUGCUGAAGUACGAAAUUCUUGAUGUGCUCGAAUUCGAUUUCGUCAGGAAAAGAAUGUCUGUCAUCACUCGGGAUCCCGCCACCGGAAGGUUUCUGCUUCUAACAAAGGGCGCCGAUACUCAUAUGAUUCAGGUGGCUGCGGCGGACCAAGGAGCCUUCCUGGCAGAAGUCGAACGCCAGGUGCAUGAUUUUGCAACAGCCGGCCUCCGAACAUUGGUUAUGGGCUAUCGUGAGCUGUCCGAAGAAGAGUUCUCGACAUUUCAUCGCGCAUUCGUGAGCGCUCAGCAGGUUACAGGAGACAGACAAGAAGACGUUAUUCGGGAGUGCAUCUCCACCAUCGAAGUAGACCUCAAAAUCCUCGGUUGUACGGGGAUAGAAGAUAUACUGCAAGAUGAAGCAGAGGAUGUGAUAAAGGAUAUAAAAGAUGCUGGAGUUGCUCUGUGGGUACUAACUGGUGACAAGUUGGAGACUGCCAUAAACAUCGGCUACUCAACCAAUAUUUUGAAUGAAGCAUGCUACAACGCCGUUGUCGAUGGAGAAACAGUUGAGGAAGUCCAGCAUCAGCUGGAGCUUCAUCAGGGGCACGCGGACAUAGGAAGGAGCCUGGCUAAUCGGGUGGAUGUGCCUUGGCACAGGCGAUUACGCAGGAGCGAGCACAGCACAUGGUGGAAUGAGAUUGCGUGGCACGAGCUCGGCCGUUCCCCCGACGCCGAGCUUCGACGAAUGGUAGAUGACGAGAUCCGCAAUCCGACAGCGAGGCGUGACCAGAUCAGCGCAUCCCCCCACUCCUCUGCAGUUACAGCCCGACAGACAUCUAAUCGUGCUGGCGUCUUGCCCCUCCGUAAUACAGACAUCGGCGGCGUACGGCAUGGCGACGAACAAUCGGCCUCCGGCUCAGCUGACAAAGCUCACCAUAAUGGAAGCAUCUGCGUUCCGCAGGACCCUCUUUCCAGUGGUCUGGUACUUGAUGAGAGUAGACUGGGUGGAAGGCUGUCAAUUCAUAAGUUGCCCCUUCGUUCACAUUCCCCCACCUUGGAAGCACCUCCCGCUGUUGUGGCAGUCCAUAGACCUGAUAUGACUGCCGAAAACGGGCAACACCAAGACUUUGUGAUGUUUCCGCAUGCGGGAGGUGAAGCAGUGUCACUAUCGAUAACUGCUGGCGGGAUCGACCCCACGCAAACCAGAGGAGAGGAGAAGGUGAUUACUUCAGCGAAUCUGCCGUCAGGCGCUGACAGUAGAGGCGUACCCGUCGUCACAGCCACGGACCUCAAGAGAGUGAGUUGCUUAUUUAAAAUGGUCCACGAUGCAUACGAGACCCGGCGCGCCUCGAUGAGUCAAGGCCUCCUACCCGUGGUGCCAGCUAUGCGAAAAGAAGUUGAAGGAAAUUUCAAGCAGGCUAAUCGAGCGAUUCGCGCCAGCGUCAUCGAGGUUGAAGCGGAACGCGAAACAUCCGAAACAGCCUCCGAGAUACCAUCGCGCAACCGUGAGGCGUCUGCAGAACAGGGGAGUGCCGCAGCCGCAAGCGCGUGCCGGUCAGUGGCACCAACUGAAGGCGGAAACGUACCUGGUUAUUCAGAGGCGUCCGUGAAAUUUCUAGAGUUCUCUGAGUUCUGCAUUACGAUUACAGGAGCUGCCCUGAAGUGCGUGGUGGACAACCAUAACCUCCAAGUUAAGUUUUACUUUCUGUGUCGACUGGCGGCAUCUGUUAUUGCGUGCCGAGUGACACCAAAGCAGAAAGCGCUCUUACUAAAACAGAACUCGGCGUUCAACCCUAGAGGCACUUCCCUUGCGAUUGGGGACGGGGCAAACGACGUUCCUAUGAUCCUGGCGGCAAACGUCGGAGUGGGUGUGGUUGGCAAGGAGGGAUUACAAGCGACAAGAUCUGCAGAUUUUGCAGUUGCCGAAUUCCGACAUCUGCGGCGUUUACUGUUUGUCCACGGGCGUGAAUCACUUAGGCGGAACUCUUCACUGGUGUAUUUCUGUGUGUUCGUCAAUGUUGUAACGUGCUUGACGCAGUUCCUGUUCAAUUUCGUCUCCGGCAAUAGCGGAGCGGGAGCAUUCAAUCAGGGAUCGCGGCAGACGCUCAACGUACCCUUCCUAUGGAUACCCAUUAUCCUCUAUGCCGUUCUCGACCGCCAAUUGCCUCACGAAAUCUUGGAGAAGCAUCCGCUAUUGUAUUACGCAGUACCCUCGAAACUGUGGCCUUUCCAGCGAAGCACGAUUUUGGAGUAUCUCCAUUUAUGGUUUGAUUUCUUACUCUGUGGCCCGGCCAGACAACUGCGGCGGAUCCUGAUGUGCAGGAUUUGCUGGCCAUCGCAGGUUGUUCAGAGAACAGCCCCGGCGGCAUUCUGGAUAUCCCAGUGGUUUCAAAAGUCCCGGCAGCCCGCCAACAUCCGUUCGUAUGGAGUCCACUGUCUAUUCAUUUGGCUUGUGUUUUCGCUUUGGGUCGCAUGUGUACUUGUAUUCGUUCUCUUACACACUGAAACAGGGGCAUGGACACCGUGGAAUGGUGUCACUCGCGGGUACCCUACUAUUGGGUAUCACACCUACACGCAAUACGUGCAGCUUCUGCAUAUAUGGAUAACUCUGCUGGUGAUUUGUAGCCUUCAGAAUACUUGGACGUCCAUCCAGAUCGCCGUUUUCAUCAUUCUGUUCUUUCUGGCGUCGUUUGGGUUUUUUUUGUACACCAUCACGCCUGUGAAGGCAGACGUUUUCUUCGGGAAACUUGUGGGCUCCUUUGCGAUGGCGCAUGUGACCACUGCAUAUUAUCUGGGAUUUGUGAUUAAUAAUCUUCUCGCGGUUGCUCCCUUGUGGGUGGCGAUGGGAGUUGGACUCACGCGUUUUCCAACCCCAGAGAGUCUCAUAGCGGAGCAGCUGCACAAACACAGGUACUAUGGGUUUUUACAAGAUGCGCCAGCUGGGCUUGGUGCUGUUCCCUACGUUGCACCACAGCGCCUAGAAGAGACGGAUGGUUACUCUGGCUUCGCGUUUGCCGGUGAUUCUCCUCUAUUGAUCUUGGUUCCCGGACUGAGGCGUUUGCUACAGACAGUCCGAAAUUCAGGGGGAUCGAAGACGGAUCAGGAACAGGGAGACAGCAAGUGCCGUCAGGAACUACGAAGUGCCGUACCGCCCAGCGUUUCCUGUGGGAUUGCAAGCCGUGAUGUCGAGGCUCACGAUUCGUCGGUGGUUCCUAUCGUUUGA
Molecule: messenger RNA, 5796 nt
Organism: Besnoitia besnoiti
Lineage: Eukaryota; Apicomplexa; Conoidasida; Eucoccidiorida; Sarcocystidae
Exons: 8
Coding region: 1-5796 (1931 amino acids)
Biological process (GO): phospholipid translocation
Cellular component (GO): plasma membrane
Molecular function (GO): ATP binding; ATP hydrolysis activity; ATPase-coupled intramembrane lipid carrier activity
Source: RefSeq, a predicted model, not a curated record